UGACAACACAGCCCGCCAGCCUCGCGCGUACCUACUCGACGCCCACGUCACAGCCGGACCUCAACGGUUGCACGAGCCGAGCCCUUGCGCAUCUGCACGGCGGCCCUCAGUCUCAUGUAUAGUCAUUUGUGAUGAUGGUUAUGCUCACGGGUGGGCAGGUUUCCAUGGCCAUUUCCUCCGGCAUCGUGGUCGUCUUCACUUUUCUCCUCUUCCUCGCCGGCUACAUCCUCCAGCAGCAGACUGUGCGCGGCCUGCAAGACGCCAUCAAGCCUCGUAUACCCUCGCCCAUCGCCUCCAAGGCCCCUACCGAACCCUUCGACCCCGCCGCGAGGUUAUCCAGACGACUUGGCUACCGAGACCCCAGAUAUGACACGCUGCUGGACGAAACCCUGAUCAACUGGCGCAAGCUCGGAUACGUGCAGCUGGUGAAGGAUCAUGCCGAGGUCUGCACCGCCGUCAUGCUCUUUGCGGAGCUGCACCGCGAGAAGAGCCCCGCGACCCGCAUCUUGAUGUUUCCCAGGAGCUGGAUCGAGGACGGAGACGAGAUUGAUCCGUACGUGGAGACAACCAGAAGGCUGUUGAGGGCAGCUGUGAGAAGAUACAAGGUCGUUUUGAGGCCAAUGGGCACAAUUGUCAAGGGCGCAGACGAAUCGCUUCCUUCCUCGUAUUCCCUUGCCAGUAUCUUCUCUCUCGCAGACUUUGAUCGCCUUCUCUAUCUCGCGCCGUCCGGCGUCAUAAUCGACUCGCUAGCGAUGGAUUCGUUACUCGCCUUUUCCGAGCCCCAGCAGCUCGCUGCGCUACCGGCAGAGGACUCUCCCUCGAAGAUCUCGACACAUUUCAUGCUAUUUCAACCUUCGUCGUCCACCUUCUCCAAGCUCUCCAGCGUCCGAGCCGAACACCCGAGCAACGAUCAUGCUCUCUUCCAAGAGCUAUUCCCCGCCGCGACGUCGAUUCUCCCGCCAAUGCCGCACCUCGAGGUAACGCUUUACUACGAAUCGCCGGCGCUUCGACACCUGGCGGAUCCCGAAGCCUUCAACUCGACCGAGUUUUUGGCGUCGACGGCCUACGUGCGGCUGUCGGAUCCGGAGCUCCCAGGCCCUGAGUACGACGUGCCGUACGGCGAGAUGGUGCAAUUGCGACCGCAACAGGCAGAGGCGCGGUGGGCGUGGGAGAAGCUGUACAGCAAGUUUCGCGAGAGGCGGAUGGACGUGUGCGGGCUGGAGCUGUUGACGUGGCGUCGAGGUCCGAGGGUGCAGCAGGAGGGCGAGCUAUGAAGGAAAGUAGGUCUAGGGAGAUUUGGGGUUGUAGAUAGAUAUUAGUAUUCUCCGAGACUCGUAGCAAAACGGACAGGCGAAGGGGAAAAAGGAAAAAAAGGCGAGAUAAAGGCAGGCCUUCGCUCCGCCGCAUGCGGAGCCGUGGUAGCUUGGGCGGUGACGUUCUCAGGCCGUCAGCGUAUAAUUAGCAGGCCGGUCGAGGAGUGGAAGAUCCUCAGGACGUGGGCUUGAUCCCGGCGCGGUCUAGCCAGCGAGGCCUCUUAUUAUUUAGGCGGUGCCCAUGGCCCGCCCGUCGGUCGCGCUGCCCCCCCCUCCUCCUGCUCCUGCUGCUGCCAGAGCCAGCCAGCCCAACCUUGAACCCUCGCCCAGCGGACCGAUAGUCGAGCGUCAUCCGGACCGCCGCCGUCCCUACCCCCCCUCCAUAAUUGCACCUAGUUUCUCUGCGCUGGCCACGCCUUUUGCAGCCCUUUAUACUCCGUCCAGCACCCCCGCAGCC
Messenger RNA from Aplosporella prunicola CBS 121167, 1770 nucleotides. RefSeq names its product glycosyltransferase family 8 protein. The record is from RefSeq and is a predicted model, not a curated record. The coding region runs from base 132 to 1274 and encodes 380 amino acids. Lineage: Eukaryota; Fungi; Ascomycota; Dothideomycetes; Botryosphaeriales; Aplosporellaceae. The transcript has 3 exons.